This is a messenger RNA of Saccharomyces kudriavzevii IFO 1802, 882 nucleotides long. RefSeq names its product spermidine synthase (gene SPE3). The record is from RefSeq and is a predicted model, not a curated record. Gene Ontology annotation, molecular function: spermidine synthase activity. The coding region runs from base 1 to 882 and encodes 293 amino acids. Gene Ontology annotation, cellular component: cytosol. NCBI's taxonomy places the organism in Eukaryota, Fungi, Ascomycota, Saccharomycetes, Saccharomycetales, Saccharomycetaceae. Gene Ontology annotation, biological process: spermidine biosynthetic process. The transcript has a single exon.
AUGGCCCAAGAAAUUACGCACCCAACAAUUGUAGACGGCUGGUUCAGAGAAAUUUCUGAUACCAUGUGGCCAGGUCAAGCCAUGACCUUGAAAGUGGAGAAAGUUUUGCAUCAUGAAAAAUCCAAAUAUCAAGAUGUUUUGAUCUUCAAAUCUACCACUUACGGUAACGUUUUAGUUCUAGACAAUGUCAUCCAAGCCACAGAACGUGAUGAAUUUGCCUACCAAGAAAUGAUUGCCCAUCUUGCCUUGAACUCCCAUCCAAGCCCUAAAAAGGUUCUCGUUAUCGGCGGUGGUGACGGUGGCGUCUUGAGAGAAGUUGUCAAGCACGAAUCUGUCGUGGAAGCCUGGUUAUGCGACAUAGACGAGGCCGUUAUCAGGUUAUCAAAGGAAUACCUACCAGAGAUGGCCGCCUCUUAUUCUCACCCAAAGGUCAAGACACACAUUGGCGAUGGUUUCCAAUUUUUAAGAGACUAUCAAAACACUUUCGAUGUAAUCAUUACAGACUCUUCCGAUCCAGAAGGUCCAGCUGAAACUUUAUUCCAAAAGGAAUAUUUUCAAUUGUUGAACAGUGCCUUGACAGAAAGGGGUGUAAUCACAACUCAAGCAGAAAGCAUGUGGAUUCACUUGCCAAUUAUCAAGGAUUUAAAGAAAGCUUGCUCCGAAGUAUUCCCAGUCGCUGAAUAUUCUUUCGUUACCAUUCCAACGUACCCAACAGGUACAAUUGGUUUCAUGGUCUGUUCCAAAGAUAAGAGUUGUAACGUUAAGAAACCGUUGCGUGAAAUUUCUGAUGAAAAAGAAGAGGAAUUGUACAGAUACUACAAUAAGAGAAUUCAUGAAGCUUCCUUUAUUUUACCAACCUGGGCUGCCAAGGAAUUGAAUUGA